AAUUGUAACAGUAUCAUACAAUUCAAAAAUAACUGAUCACCACAUCUAAAAUGGCAUUCAAGUUUGUUUUAUUCGCUGCUCUUGUAGCCGCUGUACGAGCUGGAGGACUUAUUGCACCAGCUGCUCCAUUGGCUUAUGCAGCUGCACCAGUAGCCGCUGUUACCAAAACCGUUGUUGAUGCUGAAUACGAUCCAAACCCACAAUACUCAUACUCAUACGGUAUCUCAGACGCUUUAACUGGUGACCACAAAAGCCAAACUGAAAGCCGAAGUGGUGAUGUUGUACAAGGACAAUACUCUUUAGUCGAACCAGACGGUUCCCAACGUACCGUAGACUACACAGCUGACCCAAUCAACGGAUUCAACGCAGUUGUAAGCAAAUCUUCUCCAGCUGUAGCUGUCAAAGCCGCCGUAGCUGCUCCAGUUGCUGCUUAUGCUGCUGCCCCAGCCAUCGCUAAAGUACAUGCUCCAACUCUUGCAUACAGUGCCGCCCCAGCUCUCUCAUACGCCGCUGCCCCAGCCAUCGCUAAAGUACAUGCUCCAGCUGUUGCCUACAGUGCUGCUCCAGCUCUCUCAUACGCCGCAGCUCCAGCUUACGCUAGAUUAGCUGCUCCAGCAUACGCUGCUGCUCCAGCUCUCUCAUACGCCGCUGCUGCUCCAGCCCUCCGAUAUGCCGCUGCUCCAGCUUACGCCAGAUUAGCCGCUCCAGCUCUCUCAUACGCCGCUGCUCCAGCUCUCUCUUAUGCUGCUGCCCCAGCUUACUAUCAUCACUAAGUUAUUAAAUAUUUAUUGCCUAUGUAUAUAAAAA
Chrysoperla carnea is the source of this 807-nucleotide messenger RNA. Its product is annotated as larval cuticle protein A3A-like. Gene Ontology annotation, cellular component: extracellular matrix. NCBI's taxonomy places the organism in Eukaryota, Metazoa, Arthropoda, Insecta, Neuroptera, Chrysopidae. Bases 51 to 773 code for a protein of 240 amino acids. The record is from RefSeq and is a predicted model, not a curated record. The transcript has 2 exons.